GAAAAUCGCCAUCUUGUGCACCACAUGACCUCGUUGCCGCGUCCCGUGACCAGCUCACGUGAAUUUUGGCAAAUUCAAACAUUUUUGGUGGAAAAUAUGGACAUUUUGGAUCAACACCUUCAACAACAGGAUGUCAGGUAGCGUUUAUAUUAACUAUCGGCUGGUUAAUGAUGAAAACACAUAUUCCUCCUGUUCCGCCUGAGGUUUCGUCAAGGUCACCAGAUAGUGCACGGUGCGCACUUACAGCCGUAGGACGACAGGAGUCGUGGAACACCGUUGGAACAAAGGAUGAAUCCGGAACAGGAAUUGUUAUUGAAGAAGCAGAGAUUGUCGAUUGUGAAGCAGAAGCAGUUGGAGACGAUGGAAUGCGAUAUCAGGAAGCACUUGCUUAUAGAGUGGUUCAAGUAAAUGGUACAUCAAGCAGUAAUGAAAUAGAGCUGCCUGUAGGACAACCAGGAAGCAAUACUGUACAAGUUUUAACGUCUCCUUUGAAUGGACAGUUUUAUGUCAUUGGCAAUGCUAAUGAUGUUUUCACUACUGCUCAAACGUCUAGGUCUUUAGUUCCAAGGACUACUACUCUUCAAAUAGAAACACCGAGAAAUUGUACUACUGGUUUAAAAAAGAGGGAUGAUAGAAGAAGAGCAACGCACAAUGAAGUUGAACGUCGGCGUAGAGAUAAAAUUAAUAAUUGGAUUGCAAAAUUGGGAAAAAUAAUACCAGAAUGUAAUGCCACCACUAAUACCAGUGCAGGAAGUGGUAAUGGUGGAGAAGGAAAGGCAAACUAUGAAACACAGAGCAAAGGAGGGAUUUUAGCAAAGGCUUGUGAGUACAUAGGCGAAUUACGUGCAGCAAAUCAGGGCUUGGGUCAAUGUUUACGAGAUAAUGAGAAAUUAAGACAGGAAAUAACCGCCUUAAAACAGCUCAUUUCGCAGCUGAAACGCGAAAAUCUUCAGCUUCGGACACAGUUGUCUUCAUCUUCAGGGACAAGUGCUGAUGUCCAUUUAAGUUCGUAAUUUUGAGUUGGAGUAUCACAUGUAAAUAUUAGCCAUCAUGUAAGAAUUAGAAAUAUCUAUCUUGUUUUUCUUUCUCUCUCUCUCUCUCUUUCUUUUUUUAAAUUGUUUCCUGUUUUCUAAACUGACAUCAAUUUGUAGUAAAUUCUAUGAUUUUGGAAUUAUAUCAAAAUCUGAUUAAAUAUUUACUUACAAUUAGAUAAAUUAGAAUAUCCUAAUAAAUAAUCAUGAACAACGUUUUAUAGUUAUUACCAUCUCUAAUAUGCAAAUUGCAUUUUAAAUGCUGUGGUUUAAAGUAUACUUUGUUAAUAUUGUUAUUUGAGCAGUGUCUAUAUAAGUUGCGCUAUAAUAAUUGUUAUUUUAAUUAUCAUUUAAUUAGGAUUUUGAAAGUAAUAAGAAUGACCGAAAUUUAUGAUUGUGUGUGUGUGUGUGUGUGUGUGUGUGUGUGAAUGAUAGCAUUGCUGAUGCUAUAAAAACACGAUGCAAUAUUUUAAUAUAUGAAAAGAUUUCUUCUAAUCCAAAGACAGGAUUAAAGUGUUUAGUUUCUAUAGUCAAGUUUUAUAUAUAUUACAAAAUUGUAUGUUCUUUCUUAAUCUAUAUAAUAGGUCAAAAAAUUUCUUUUAUCAUAAACAAAGUAGAUUUGUAUAAUGAGAGUUUGAGUUAUGUGUUUCAUUUGAUAUUGUAUAUUUUUAAACCUGCAACCAAAUUUACCACCAAGGUAAACAUGUUACUAUUGUGUUUCAUGUUUAUAAAUAUAUUGCUUAUUUAUAUUACCAUCAUCGCGUUUAAAUUUAUUAUAUUUAAUUCAAUAAAUUGGCCCAAUGUUAUCAGCCGUUAUAUCACACACAAUAAUUUUAUGUUAGAUUCUUCUCUGUAGUAAUUAUUUCGAAAUGUUAACACUGACAUAGAUUCAUUUAAUAAUGCAUUCAGUACUGAGGAAAUUAUAGGCACUACAUUUUGACUAUCGUCAUGCGGAUGCAAUUUCAAUUACGAGUAUUUUUUGAUCUGCAAAUAUACAACUGAAUAUUUGUGAAUAUCGUUGGACAUAUUUUAUUUUUAAUACUUCUAUUAUAUUAACGCGCGCGCGAGAAAUGUAUAGAAUAUACAACAAACUAGGAUAGGAUGUAAAAUGUAUUAAUUAUACUUUUACGUUCGUGUAAACAACAAUGUGAUAUUUGCACAUACAUAGUAAAUAACACAUCUAAACUUUAAUUAGGCAGUAAAUAAUUGUAAUAUAUCGUUAAUGUACAUAGUACUGCAUUGUUACAUAAUUAUUAUUGAUCGUCGUCACAUCAUUAAAAUAAUCUGAUAAAAGUGA
This is a messenger RNA of Vespula pensylvanica (western yellowjacket), 2328 nucleotides long. RefSeq names its product upstream stimulatory factor 2-like. The transcript is spliced from 5 exons. Lineage: Eukaryota; Metazoa; Arthropoda; Insecta; Hymenoptera; Vespidae. The record is from RefSeq and is a predicted model, not a curated record. Gene Ontology annotation, biological process: regulation of transcription by RNA polymerase II. Bases 168 to 1013 code for a protein of 281 amino acids. Gene Ontology annotation, molecular function: RNA polymerase II cis-regulatory region sequence-specific DNA binding; protein dimerization activity; DNA-binding transcription factor activity, RNA polymerase II-specific.